This is a messenger RNA of Hevea brasiliensis (rubber tree), 2288 nucleotides long. RefSeq names its product EPIDERMAL PATTERNING FACTOR-like protein 4. NCBI's taxonomy places the organism in Eukaryota, Viridiplantae, Streptophyta, Magnoliopsida, Malpighiales, Euphorbiaceae. The transcript has 3 exons. Gene Ontology annotation, biological process: guard cell differentiation; stomatal complex development. The record is from RefSeq and is a predicted model, not a curated record. The coding region runs from base 1659 to 2033 and encodes 124 amino acids.
GAGAAACAAACACACUGAAUCAUCAAAUCAGUCCAUCAGGUGUCAUACUGGACAUUCCCCAAAAUUUACAGUAGAUCAAUAAAAGGAUUUAGCAGACAAAUACUAGUGAUUAUCAUUUGGCUUCCAGGUUUUACAGUGAAGCCUUGUAAAACUAUUAAAAUCAUUCUCAAUUUCUCAGAAUUAAUUCCUGCUUAAUAAUAUCCUUAAUCCCUUAUUAUUUAUGGAACCCAUCUAGACUGACGGUGAGCCAUAAAUAGGGGCCAAUACCAGAAAAUCCAGAGGACAUUUACCAGAUUUGCUUCUUCUGGCCUGGAGAGGUCAUGUCUGCUCUCAGACUCUGCACAUUUUACCAGCUUUCAGUAAUCUCUGUAUCUCACUUAAAGCCUUUCCUGUCAUCACCCACAGCCUUUCGUGUAUUAGGAGGCUAAUUUUUCAGUGUUUAGGGUUUGCCUUUUUAGGUUACUGGCUUCUUGUUCCAUCCUUCUCUCACUUCAUUUUGCUGAUGACGGCAUUUUUUCUCCAACCCAGAAGAAACAGAACUCAAUGAGUGCCCUUAAUAUGUAAAUCUUGGAUUCCAAUAUGUAUUCUAUGCUUUCUUCUUAUAAUUAGAAAUUUCCCAAUUCAGUGCUUGCUUGCUGAAAUUCCCCAGAGUUGGAUUUUAAGAUUGGACAUAAAGCAAUUUCUACCGAUUGAAUCAAGGGAAUGCUUGUUAGUUUUCUGGGUGUCUGUUUAAAAGGACAGGCCUCCACCAACAACAGUAACACAUAAAACUAGUAAUGAGACAAUGAUAGGUUAUUGCUUGUUCCCCAUCAACCAACCUGUAGGAAAUUGACCCAACAUUGUUUUUGUGUACUAUUUUUCUCAAUUAAUACGUAAUUAAUCAGCUACUUAUCUGAGUUCAGUACCUAGCCAAUGAGGCAGGCAUCUUCAGUGUUCCUACUUUAGCUUCUUUAUUCAAGUCAAAAUCUUGAUUUUUUUAAUUCUUUUUUAAUAGGGACAAACUAACCCAAAAAAAGAAACGAAAAUAUUUUGCAGUGGAAGCCUUCAAAUACUCUCCUUUCAUUGGAACCAACAGAUCAUCAGAAGAAGAGGCUCUGCAGUCUAGGCAGGCAGCCUAAACUAAACCCUAUAUAAGGAUUCUUACUAAAUUGUUACAUUGCAUAGGGAGCUGUUGUGAGCCAUAAAGAGCCUUGGAGGUUGAAGCUACAUAAAAAUACUGGUUUUGAUGAAAUUGUGAACAUGGGUCUGUGACAGUUUUGAAGGCUUUUUUUUUUUUUUUUCCUUUCUGAGACAUUUUCUUGUGAAUUGACAAGUAGGAGAGAAAAUUAAGUUCUUUGCACUCUGCUUGAACAGAAGGCAGAAUCACUUGUCUGAAAAGCAACAUCUCUACGCCAAGAGACAGAAGGAAAAUGCAUUGUUAUAUAUAAUAUGUUUUAAAGAUUAGUUUAUUUUAGUUUCCUGCCAGGGUAAGAAUUUAAGUUUAAUUUCCUUUUUUCUCCCCUUUGUCUUUUUCCACAAAUCUUCAGCACUUGAGUAAUCUGUGCUUGUCUUUGGAAGUGUGUGUGACCCCAGAACCAACUCUCAUUUAGCAAUUCUCACAGUCACAGACACAAAAAGAAUAUAAUCAUCAUCAUCACUAAAGCUUCUAACUAAGAAACAUGAAGAGAAGAAUGUGCUGUUUUCUAAUGGUAACUCUGCAGAUAAUCACUUGGUAUUCUGUAGCAAGCUGGCAUUUUGUUUCACAUGAUAGCGUUCAUCAACAGGGCCAAAUCCCACAGUUCCCGCAAGCUGCUUUUGGCCCAGAUCAGGGGCUUAAAAGCAAGCAAGGAGGAGCUUAUAGAAGUGAACAAACAUACAGAGGGCUAAGCAGACUUGGGUCAAGGCCACCCAGCUGUGAGCACAAGUGUGAAGGCUGCAUCCCUUGUAGUGCCAUACAAAUACCUGCAACUAAUGACCGCAAAAGACUGGAAUAUGCUAAUUAUGAGCCUGAAGGAUGGAAAUGCAAGUGUGGCUCUACUUUCUUUAACCCAUAACUAAUAGGAGCUAUGAAGCUCUUUACAUUUGUACAUGUCUGCUAGUUCACCUCUUUCUUCUUGUUCUUGAAAUUUUUGUGAGGUAUAAUAGGAAGAAAUUUUGGUAGCCUUAAAAAUGUCUGACAAUGCUUAAUCAUGUUCAUUUUAGCUAAAGCUUGAUCUGGGUGAUUGGUUAAAUUAGGUGGCGACUUGAAAGGAGCUCCUAAUUAAGAAAGCCAUCGAGUAUAAUACACGACAAAAUAGAAAACAUGUGGG